Molecule: messenger RNA, 582 nt
Organism: Mesorhabditis belari
Lineage: Eukaryota; Metazoa; Nematoda; Chromadorea; Rhabditida; Rhabditidae
Source: the annotation of a GenBank genome assembly
AUGCGGUACAUUUUGAUAUCAUUUGCGCUUUUCACUCUCGCACAAGGACAACUCUUUGAAAGCAAAAGAAAAUAUCCAACCGCUCAGGAUCUCCCGUUUUUGAAGUAUGCCUCAACACAGACAAAGAAAGAUGUUUUUGAAGUAAUCGGAGAGCGUCAACUUUCAAUGGAUGAAAAGGAAGAUAUUAUUGCGGAUAUUGUCGCAAAAGACACUGAACAAGUGAAGAAAGAUUUUGAGAAAUUUCGAAACGAGGUUCGAUCUAGACGAGAGAAAAAGGAGAGAGCUAUUUUGGCGGCUCGAGGUCGAAUGAGUGAUCAAGCAGCUGUUGCUGAUGAGUAUAUCGAGGGGAUUGUUAGAAACGGAGAUCUGAAUCCGGUUGAGAAGAAAAAGAUGAUUGGCGACAUAAUGAAUGGAUUAGCGGAAAAUGUGCGUCGAGAGCUGUACAAAGUGCAUGUUGGCUUGAAGAAAGUGAUGAAGAGAGCGCUGAAAAAUAUCAAGCGAAAGAAGGGGAAAUCGGAUGAUCAGACAGCAUUGGAGAUCAAGAGCAUCAGCUUCACAAACGACGACGACUUCAUUCAACUU